Molecule: messenger RNA, 1021 nt
Organism: Rhopalosiphum maidis (corn leaf aphid)
Lineage: Eukaryota; Metazoa; Arthropoda; Insecta; Hemiptera; Aphididae
Exons: 2
Coding region: 319-975 (218 amino acids)
Source: RefSeq, a predicted model, not a curated record
UACUUUGUUGUUGUUAUUGUGAUUUUUAUUUUUUAACUUUUGAGUACAUCAAAAAUAAAGUUCCUUUUUUUUAUUAUUAAAAUUUACAUUGGUAUUAGAUUUUAUUAAUUUUUUUUAUUAAAUGUUUAGUAAAUAUUAAGUGUAAUCUUUAACCAUUAUUUCAUCAGUUAGAACCCAAGGAAAUAAUUUUGAUAAAUAACACUGUUCAGUAUUAUGGUUGUUUAUAUCUAUAGGUAUUAUUACUUAAUUUGAGACAACAGACAUAAUAUUUCAUAAAACACUAUAGUACCGCAUUGAAGACUAAUUACUUGAUCGAAAAUGUCUUUUCAAUCAUUAGAUCUUCUCUUACAACAAGCAGAUGUAUCGGAAAAUAAAAAUUUUACGAAAAAAUCAGACAAGAUUAAUUUACAAACACCAUUUGGCUUGAAUGAUUUGAUGUUUGAUGACAAUGAGUUAUAUUCUUGUGAUCAAGAUAUUACAUCUUCAAUGUCACAACUACAUCUUAAUAAUCAAGUGACUGGUGAAUGCCAAAACAUAUCAGAUUAUAUAAGUAAACAUUUAUCAUUAUUAUCUUCGGAUGAACCUAAACUUUCAGUUGUUGAAAAUACUAAUAAAAUUGAACCAAAACUACCUCUUUCUGACGUGAAAAAUGGGUGUUUCAAUAAUAUUAAAUGUGAAGAUAAAACUAACUCUAAGCAACCUCUAAACAAUAAAAGUAGCUAUAUUAAAAAAUACAAAAUAUUCCGUACUAAAUCAUUAGCUAAGGUGCGGAAAUCACCUUUAGAAAAACCAGAUUCAGGUUUAAGUUUAACAUUGGGACGAAAAUACCCAAAAUCAAGUUUAAACUUAAUGAAUAAUUAUCUCUGUAAUGUAUUGAUCGAAACGCGAAGCCGCGGGUUCAAAUUUAACACCCCUUCUCCGGACGAAUCAGUGUUAUCUUGGAUGGAUAUUGUUAGACAAAUGCCCAAUAAAUAAAUAAAUAAGUGUUACUGUGCUCCUAAAUAAAUUAUUUGUAAUUUAA